AUGGAAAAGCGAUUCCAUAGUCUAUUCAUCGCUCCGGGUGCAACGAGAUACGCUUUUCAACAUAUUCGCUACUUUGUGGCUGUUAAUGGGACUUCAAACAAAACCCGCUAUGUCCAGAUCCUUCUUUUGGCUGUGUCAAUGGAUGCUCAGGAUGAACUGGCAAUUUUGAGAUGGGCGGUUGUUCCAAAUGAAUGUGAGGAGACAUGGGACUGGUUCUUGACUAGCUUGAGGAAAGCGCAUUUUGGGGUCAACGAGCGUGGAAGUGUACUGACUAAACAUGGAAUUGUCUUCAAAAGACUCUUUUGGAAAUGCGUCUACGCCAACAAGAAAGCUGAUUUUGACAAGUUUAUCGAUCAAAUCCGUCAAAUAAGACCUCUUGCUGCCGAUUACACAACGGAAAUCCUGCACAGUCAAUGGGCAACAUACGCUCUUGACUUUCACCAUUUCGAAGAAGUCACUUCAAGCUUAGCAGAGACUGCAAAAUCUUUUUUUGAAGCAGAUGCGGGAAUUACCUUUUCUUCAGAUGAUGUACGCUUUGUAUCGCCGCCAAAUGGAGACGUUUCAUAA
This is a messenger RNA of Peronospora matthiolae, 567 nucleotides long. Lineage: Eukaryota; Oomycota; Peronosporomycetes; Peronosporales; Peronosporaceae. The record is from the annotation of a GenBank genome assembly.